AGACACGUCAUGACGUCACUAAAGGAAGUACGGAUGUGACUUUUUUUCCACAAAAUACUGACUUGGAUAUAAUUUUCGAAUUGAAAGACUGACUGUUUUGUAAGCUUAUUAACACAUUACUAGUUUUGCUGCACAUGGCAGAUAUUUGUCUGGUUUUGUUGUGUGGGCUUCCAGGUUCAGGGAAAACCUAUCUCAGUAAACAGCUUCAACAACAGUCGGGAGCAAGUGGACUGGAAACAUCUAGGUACAUUAUUAUAGAGUAUGACAGGUUGUUACCCCAGGACUUGGAGAAAAUUCUCAUCCAGUCUGAUGAUUCACAGGAGUCAAAGUGGAAGAGUUAUAGAGCUGAUAUUGUGAAGUGUGUUGACAGUUUAAUAGAAUCCAUAAAGAAAACACAACAUUCCACAGAGACGUAUUGUAUAACAAAUGUUUCACCAGAAGAAAUUUCUGAAGAAUUAUGGGAGAAAUUUAUAUACAUGAUUACAGAUAGCAAUAGUUGGGGUGAAAUGGAUGGGAGAACAGUGUACAUAGUGAUUGAUGACAACAUGUACUACAGGAGUAUGAGAUACAGCUAUUAUCAGCUGGCAAGAAAAUAUGAAAUAGGUUUCUGUCAGAUUUAUCUCCAAUCAGACGUAGAAACUGCCAUUUCCCAGAAUGCAAGCCGUGUUGUCAAGGUAGCAGAUGAUGUUAUAAGUACCAUGGCAACCAAGAUGGAGGCACCUGAUUGGUCAAGAAAUAGCUGGGAAGAGAAUAGUAUUUCCUUUUCAUCAGAGGAAGAUUUAAAAUCAGUGUUUGAGUUGUUCAGAAAAGCAGUGAACAAUCCAGUUCAAACAGUGGAAGAAGUAGAUGUAGAACAGCAAGAGCAGUCUAGAGUCAUCUGUAGUGAAAGUUUUGUGUACCAGUCUGAUCUGAUUUUGCGUAGACUGGUUUCACAGCAAAUGUCAUUAGCAAAAGAAAAUUCGAUGGGUAAAGUAGAAAUGAAGUCUCUUGCUGGAUUAUUACAGACAGUACGGAAACAGCUUUUAGACAGUCUUAAAUCUGGAACAGUUGAAAUACCUAGAGACCUUGUUACCAUGGCAACAGAUUCAUCAAAGGACACAAAUAGUGCAUUAUAUCAGUUUCUAGAUGCAAAGUUUCAUAGUUAUUUAAAAGAAGUUAAAAGAUGAAAUGAGCCGUGCCAUGAGAAAACCAACAUAGUGGCAUUGCGACCAGCAUGGAUCCAGACCAGCCUGCGCAUCCGCGCAGUCUGGUCAGGAUCCAUGCUGUUCUCAAACAGUUUCCCUAAUUGCAAUAGGCUUUGAAAGUGAACAGCAUGGAUCCUGACCAGACUGCUAUGUUGGUUUUCCCAUGGCACGGCUCAAAUUAUUUUGGACAUACAGUUGAACCUGCCUUAGCAACCAGCUGUAUUAAACACUCACUUGCCUGAAGCAGCCAGUCAGCUACAAGGUAUCUUCCCAAACUGACUUUUUUUAUCUAAUUUCAAUUUAUUUUAAGCAGCUACCUGCUUAAGCUUCCAGAUUGUGCCACUCCCUUGUCUGGCUGCUUACAGCAGGUCUGACAGUACUUCUCUUUAGUAUACUUAUAAAUGUGCUGGCAAAUUAACGAUCAAGAAAAGACAUGUUAGUGAAUAUCCUGCAGAUAUUCCUCUGUUAUGCAAGACUGUAGCUAGACUGAAGGAUUUCUUGCUGCUCAUCUUGAAAAAUGUCAGAUUUGACAAAUGUUACAAGUAUAAUUAACCAAGAUCAAAUCUGUGGUUUCAUCAACAAAACUGCACAAGUCUUUUCGUAACAUGCCAAAAUGUUGUUCCACACCAACAUAUAAUCUCAACAAAGUAACAUUUAAAAAGAAGAUAUCUUGGUAUAUUUAAAGCAACUUGCGUACUUUAUGGUCACCACCAGGAUCCCAUACAGGUGACACCUUCAAAAGACCAUUAGCAAUUUUAGUAAGAGAAUAGUACAAGAUGCAAAAGAUAGAUCCUCACCAAACCUUGCUUUUAGUAGCCUUGUCAUUCAAGACCAGAAGGUGAAGGCCUUUACCUGUGAGUAGUUUAGACCAAUUUUACUUCAUUUACGGACAGUAGUCUAAUUUCCUGUAAUUUGUUUAGCCCUAGUCUGCAUUUUCAUUUUUUGGCAUACAAGUGGGAACAUUUUCAUCCAGUCAGACAAACUCCUUUGCUACCACAGUAUUAUGACAGUAUUAUUCAAAUAUUACAUGAUUGUAUACUAUAUGUUAACUCCUGGGUUUGUAACCUUUUGUUAAUAAACUGUCUAUCUAUC
Molecule: messenger RNA, 2276 nt
Organism: Mercenaria mercenaria
Lineage: Eukaryota; Metazoa; Mollusca; Bivalvia; Venerida; Veneridae
Product: L-seryl-tRNA(Sec) kinase-like
Exons: 7
Coding region: 135-1166 (343 amino acids)
Molecular function (GO): kinase activity; tRNA binding
Source: RefSeq, a predicted model, not a curated record